This is a messenger RNA of Rotaria socialis, 1524 nucleotides long. The record is from the annotation of a GenBank genome assembly. NCBI's taxonomy places the organism in Eukaryota, Metazoa, Rotifera, Eurotatoria, Philodinida, Philodinidae.
AUGUCUUCUAUUCGUGUUCGUUUUGCUCCUUCCCCCACUGGACAACUUCAUUUUGGUGGUCUUCGUACAGCUUUAUAUAAUUUUUUAUUUGCAAAAUCAUUUAACGGAAAAUUCCUCCUACGUAUUGAAGAUACUGAUCGUGAGCGUAUAGUACCCGGUUCAACUGAACAUAUAAAAUCUGGACUUGAAUGGGCUCGUAUAAAACCGGACGAACCAGCUGUUAUACAAUCUGAACGUGUUGAACUCUAUCGAAAACAUUUAGUCACGCUAUUCGGAAAAUUAAAUCAUCAAAAUCAACCACAUAUUUAUCGAUGUUUUUGUACCAUUGAUCGAUUGAUGCUUUUAAGACAUGAAUGUAAACGACGUUCACAGCCAUACAGAUACGAUGGACGCUGUAAAGAAUUAAGUGAAAAACAGCAACAUGAAUACAUUCAGCAAGGUCUUCCACAUGUCAUUCGUUUUUCUUUGCCAACUGAUGACAAAGGAAUUCAAAUUUAUGAUGAUCUUGUUUAUGGUCAUCAUGAACAUAAUCCUUAUGCUACUGAAGGAGAUUUUAUUCUGCUGAAAUCCGAUGGUUUUCCAACAUAUCAUUUAGCAAAUGUUGUUGAUGAUCAUCUAAUGGAAAUUAGUCAUGUUUUUCGUGGUCAUGAAUGGCAAACGUCAACAUCGAAACAUUUACUUCUCUAUAAAGCAUUCAAUUGGCAACCACCUAGAUACGGUCAUUUACCAUUACUUGAACGUGAACGUGGAAGAAAAUUAUCUAAACGUGAUGCAGAGAAUGCUCACAAUCCAAUUGAAAUCGAUUACUAUCGUCAAAAAGGUUAUUUUCCAAAUGCUGUAUUAAAUUUUAUAAUUCUAUGUGGUGGUGGCGGUUUUAAAGAUGAUGAUACAGUUAUAGGAAAAACACUUGAUGAAAUGGUAUCAUUAUUUGAUAUAAAAUUAUUUAGUCGACAUGCAGCUAUAGUUGAUUUUAAAAAAUUAGCUGUUUGCCAACGAGCGCAUUUUAAACGUGAAUAUCAAACAUCGAAAGAAGGCCGUCAAAAGAUCAUUGAAGAACUUCGUCAAAACGUGCUUCAUUAUUUUCCGGAAAAAAAUUCUACAAGUUCUAUGCAAUUACAAAAUGAUUAUCUUGAAAAAAUUUUGACUAUGAUCGAUUUUCGUAUUGUUCUACUUGAUGAAUUAUUUACGAAUAAUUUAUACGAAUAUUUAUGGAAAGAUCCAGAACUUAAAAAAGAUCUAAUUCAUGAUGUUCAACAAUUUAAAUUUGUUAUCAAAUAUACAUUAGAUAAUUUAAAUCAAAUUCAUUUUACGCACGAUGAUAUCAAACAAUUCAUUGAAAACUAUCGGCCAAAUAAAAUAAAUAAUAAAGAAGUGUUUCGUAUAUGGCGUUUAGUUCUAUGUGGCUGUUUACAAGGACCGCCUGUUCAUGAAAUAGCGAGUUUUUUCGGACCGGAUAUUAUAUGCAAACGAUUCAAACAUGCUCUUGUUGUAUUAGAUCAACAGAAUGAAAAUUUUCCAGUCUAG